Rhinolophus ferrumequinum (greater horseshoe bat) is the source of this 2259-nucleotide messenger RNA. It is a transcript of the gene SHISA4, whose product is annotated as shisa family member 4. The coding region runs from base 1412 to 1927 and encodes 171 amino acids. The record is from RefSeq and is a predicted model, not a curated record. NCBI's taxonomy places the organism in Eukaryota, Metazoa, Chordata, Mammalia, Chiroptera, Rhinolophidae. The transcript is spliced from 5 exons.
GCGGCUUUGUUUAGCAUGGUUUGUUUUAAUAGGAGACACUUGAGGUUUUGGGGGGAAGGAGAAGGUAAAGGCCCUGAAGAGAAGGGACAGUGAGGACAGGAUGGACCCCACGGGUCUACAUGGCCCCUGGCGGGUCCACCCACCCCGAGUCAUUUAGCCAACGGCAGUUCCUCGGCCAGGGCUGCGUGGCAAGUGACCCAUGGCUGCCAGGUCCCUGCGUUCAUGGCACAAUGUCUAGGGGUGGUGGCUUGAGAGACGUCCCCCUGUGCCCUCUGCACUUACCAUGUCCUGCAUGAGAAGUUAGACCCCCCCCAUCAGACCAGCAGCCUCUUCCUGGUGCAAGAGCUGAGCCUGUCCCCCCGGGCGGGGUACCAGCACCCUCGGGCCCAGGACGGGCAGCUCGUCUGUGACUGUCUUCCCCUAAGCUAUUCAGGUUGUGGGGUCCCCUCACCUCAGAACCCCCGGAACUCGUCCACAGCUCCUGCUGUUGGGCCCAGGGAUGCACUGUUGACCCUGCCGUCUGGCUGGUCGACUGUGAGCGAGUCCUGUAACUCUGGAGCCCUCCUUCCUCUCCCCAAAAAGCUCAUGCCCAGGGAACUCGGGGCCUCAGAUGAGGUCCACGUCCUCGUGCUUUGGAAAGUGCUGUGUGGCCAGGAGUUAAGGCGGGCGUUCGACUCUCUCCCUAGCCUGGCCUGCGGCUUCAGGGCAGCCACCCCGUGUAGCAUGGGGCGGUCCCCAACACUCAGGUGCACUUGUAAGGCGACUCAUCCCCCACCCUAAAACACUGUCUGCCCUGUGACCCCUGGCCUCUGCUCCCCUGGCCAUGGAGUGUUUCUGCAGGACCGUUCUCUGAAAAGGGGGUGUCUGCCUGGAUGGGUCCUGGGUGGCCAGCAGCCUGCCAUCCCACUAGUGAGGCCAUAGGCUGGUACAUGCCAGCACUGCCCACUGGGAGGGGGAAGGGGCCAUCUCAGGAAGCCAGUGCAGCUGGCAGGGUCCAGGCCUGUGGGCACAGUGGGGACACAGCUGCCUGCCUUUCAAUGGGUGCCUGUGUUCCAGGAGUGGAGGCGGGGUGACUCCGAGCCUCUCUUCCCUGCCCGCCCCCCACAGGAUGCCCCGGGCUGGACGUUGGGGCACAGGAAGGUCCAGCCCUGCCCCUCCAGGGUUGGCCACGCGCUUUGGCCUUGGCACCAGGCUUCUGGGAUCUGCGAGCCUGAUUGGGCGCAGCAGGGGGGUGAGGCGUGGGCCUCGGCUCCCACGCAGGAGCCAGCGCUGAGCUGGGACAGGCACUGGCUGCGCGCGGGGUUGUGAGCUCGGCGGCUGGGGGCGUGGCCGGUGGGCGGGGUCACGGCGCUGGGACCUGUCAGUCCGGCCCCCAGAGACCAGCCUGCCCCGCAGCACCCCUGCCCGCGUCAUGCCGCUCGCUGUGAUCGCCCUCCUGGUGCUGGGGGCCCCCGUGGUGCUGGCCGGUACCAGCUGUCUGGGGUACCUGGAUGAGAACGGCUCCUGGCACCCGGGGUUCAGCUGCCCAGCCUUCACCUUCUGCUGCGGGACCUGCCACCGUCGGUACUGCUGUGGGGACCUGAACCUGCUGCUCUCCAAGUGGCAGCAGAAGCACUGCCAGGGGCUCAGUCCCAAGGCCCUGGCAGGCGUCGCCUCCGCUGUGGCCCUGUUUGUGGCCGUGGUCGUCACCAGCCUCUGCUGCUGCCUCUGCACCGGCUACCACUUGCACCGCCGGCAGCGGCAGCUGCACAGCCUCUUAGAAGGCCAGGCCAUUCCAAUGACAGGCCCUGCAGCCCUGCAGCCUGGCUUCCUGUACCCACCCACUGGUCCUUCCCCGCACCCACUCUACCCGGCUGGGCCCCCGACACACAACCCUGCAGCUCCACCCCCGCAGAUGCCACCACAGCCCUCCUACCCAGCAGCCUAAGGAGCCAGCACUGUGCCUGCUGCCCCUUCACUGAUGGCCCUGCUGUGUCAUGGGCAGGGGCCCUCCGCUCAACAGGCCCAGGCCAAGCCCUGCCCUGCGCCUUCCUGGGGACCGAGCCCCAAGGACGUGGGACUUGGUCGUGAAUGAGGGCCGGGUGGGCAGGGCUUGGGCUCGUGGACUGUUUGUGCCGGGGCCAGGGGAGGACAUGAAAGCCUGGGUCACAGCCCCUGCUUCCUUAUGGCCCCUCUGUUCCCAGGGUGCCCGCUGGUGCCGCUGUGGGCAGAAGCCCUGCUCCCAGCCACCCUACUGGAUUAAAGCUGUAAGGACGCAGC